AUGUAUCCCUUGCUUCGACUUGGAUUUGCAUUAUACAUCUGUUCCGUUACUACAGAAAGGAGUAUUGAGUUGGCAACUGAAGAACGGACAAAUAGAUCAAAAGAUACAUAUACCAAUUUUUCUUAUGUUAUGAAUGAGUUUGAAAGCCUUGAGAACUGGAAUAGGCUAUGUAAUAUAUCACAAACUGGUCACAUUGCCUUUGAUAUUGUGUGUAUCGUUGAGGGUAACUCCAGUAUAAAGUUAUCAGAAUUUAGAAAUUUUACGAAUCAUAUAUCGUCACAUAUCCGAUUUGACUUAUCCGUUAUCUGUAAAGAUGGUAUCAUUCACUUUCCUUGGCCAUUCAGAACAGACAAACUAAAUAGAAUCUACAUCAAAGAUUGUCGAAUUAAAGAUUACAGAACUGAUUUCAAGAAUUCGUUAAUUAACAGCAUUCCCGACACAAUCAAACAUUUACAAAUGGACAACGUCACUAUUAUCCUAAGGAUUGGAGAAUUAUACGACUCAUUGUCAAAGGCUAACUCGCCUAUAACAAGAGCUGCAGAAUGUGGACCUGAAAAUGCUUUCUCUAUUAUUCAAAGAGGAACAAUGGCGAACAUUGAAGAUAUGUACAACUAUUUUAUGUUUGACCUCGAAACUGCAAUCCAGCAAUAUAAUCAUUAUUUUAACAUUCAGAAGAGAACCUGUUUGUACAACAACCUUGAAGUUUUUGAAAGUAGUGGAAUGAAAGAUUUAGAAAAAAAUGAUGUCAAUAAGAUUGUUCAUACAGACGUUGCAGAAAAUCUUAAAAUAUUGAAUUUUUCUGGUAACGGGAUGUUUGACACUAUCUAUAAAUUGCAAGGCUGGCGACUACGAUUUCCAGUAAUGGAAUAUAUAGACUUCUCCAAUAAUAACAUAAAAGUUAUUCCAAUGAUACGAGAUUACGGAAUGACUGUGAAAAAGACAAAAGCAGUAGGAUUAAUAGAUAUUAGGCGUAAUAACAUUACUUCAUUAACAAAAGGUAUGAUAGACUCGUUCUCAACACACGAAUUUGUUAAAGUCGACAUCAGUGAAAAUCCUUUCUUAUGUGAUUGUGGAAUAAUUGAAGUAAUGGAAUAUUUAUCUGCAAAGACUAUGCCAACAGCUUAUGAUUACCUCAGAACUCUAAAGUGUGAAAAUCCCUCAAAAGUCCGUGGACGUCAGAUGAUAACUCUGUCGUCGACAGAACUAAACUGUAAUAAGGAAACAGUCAUCAAUUUUCCAGUCGUCGUUAUGGGCAUCAUAACAAUUACAUUGUUCGUCAUAACUUUUUUGACAAUAUAUUUCAGAAAUAUGAUCAAAGUAAUUUUGUUUACUCGACUCAAUAUAAACUUACCAUGUGAAUUCCGAAAUGUCGCACACGAAGAAAAAGUAUAUGAUGCAUUUAUUGGCUACAGCGAGAAGGAUAUGGACUGGGUUUUACAUACAGCUUUACCAAAAUUGGAGACAGAGGACGCUGGGAGAGCAUGCAGACUAUGUCUUCAUCAUAGAGAUUUUAUAGUUGGUAAUACUAUAGCUGAUAAUAUAUACAACAGUGUUGAAAACAGCUAUCACACCAUCUUACUGAUAUCUAAUGAGUUCUUGAAAAGUGAAUGGUGCAUGAUGGAAUUCCGAACAGCUUUGAGGAAAAGUUUACACGAUAAAGGUCGUCACUUAAUAAUUGUGUUGAAGGGUAAUAUAACUGUAGAUAAUAUUGAUCCUGAUUUGAAAAGUUGUCUCAAUUCUCAUACCUAUCUUAAGAUUGGAGAUGUGUUAUUUUGGGAUAGACUGAAAUAUGCAAUAUCAUUACGACAAUAA
Molecule: messenger RNA, 1812 nt
Organism: Mytilus trossulus (common blue mussel)
Lineage: Eukaryota; Metazoa; Mollusca; Bivalvia; Mytilida; Mytilidae
Product: toll-like receptor 6
Exons: 1
Coding region: 1-1812 (603 amino acids)
Biological process (GO): immune response; inflammatory response; toll-like receptor signaling pathway
Cellular component (GO): plasma membrane
Molecular function (GO): transmembrane signaling receptor activity
Source: RefSeq, a predicted model, not a curated record